Linum tenue is the source of this 1122-nucleotide messenger RNA. The record is from the annotation of a GenBank genome assembly. Lineage: Eukaryota; Viridiplantae; Streptophyta; Magnoliopsida; Malpighiales; Linaceae.
AUGGCGGGACCGGAGGCUGGAGGUUCUCUUGCAGUUCCUAACGUUCAGCAGCUGGCUUCCAGCUCCAAGGACGUGCCGAUCAGAUACAUACGUCCUGAACUCGAGCUCGAUCAAGUUUCCAAUGAUGAGAACUCUCAGAUACCAGUGAUUGAUAUGAGCAAGUUAGGUGGUGGUCUUGAUGAUGACGAUGAUAGCGAAUCGGCUAAGUUGCACUCGGCUUGCAAAAAUUGGGGGUUCUUUCAGGUGAUCAAUCAUGGAGUGGCAGAAGAGUUGAUUCGGAAAAUGAAAGUAGAUGUUCAGGAAUUCUUCAACCAACCAUUGCAAGAGAAAAUGGUAUGUGCCCAACUACCAAAUGACAUUGAAGGAUAUGGACAAGCUUUCGUUGUAUCGGAAGAACAAAAGCUUGAUUGGGGUGACAUGCUCUUCAUCCUUACACGACCUGUAGAUGGAAGAAGAAUGAAGUUUUGGCCAAGAAUUCCCUCUUCUUUUAGGGAAACUAUGGACCAGUAUUCAACAGAGCUGGAAAAGCUGGCUAGUAGCUUGUUGAGUUCCAUGGCUAAGAACCUGGGACUCGAUCUAGAAAAGCUACUCACUUUGUUCAAACAAGGUAUGCAAGGUAUGAGAAUCAACUACUAUCCGCCAUGUGAGCUCGCUACCAAGGUCAUUGGCCUCGCCCCACAUUCCGACGGCACUGGAUUGACUCUACUCACUCAAGUGAAUGAAGUACAAGGUCUGCAAAUAAGGAGAGACGGGAAAUGGAUUCCCAUUCAUCCCAUUCCAGGUGCAUUCAUCGUUAAUGUCGGUGACAUCAUAGAGAUCAUGAGCAACGGAGAAUACAAGAGCAUAGAGCACAGGGCAGUGGUGAAUCCUGCCAAGGAGAGACUGUCCAUUGCGGCGUUCCACAGCCCAAAUUUCAACGCCAUGAUUGAGCCAUUGCCAGAUCUUCUCGUCAAGGAUCAUGAAAAGCAUGCGCCAAAUUACAAAUCCGUAUCACACCAGGAUUAUCUGCAGCUUGGAGCUAGAAGUAAAAUCGAUCGCGAAAGUCGCAUUCAUCAGAUGAAGAUACAACCGCCAAGCGGGGCAGUGAAAAUUGAAGGCCCUCCAUCCAUGGUGGAAAAAAGU